Molecule: messenger RNA, 1572 nt
Organism: Ustilaginoidea virens
Lineage: Eukaryota; Fungi; Ascomycota; Sordariomycetes; Hypocreales; Clavicipitaceae
Exons: 5
Coding region: 1-1572 (523 amino acids)
Biological process (GO): transmembrane transport
Cellular component (GO): membrane
Molecular function (GO): transmembrane transporter activity
Source: RefSeq, a predicted model, not a curated record
AUGGCCGCCCACGGUGACGGCAAAGUCAACGAGGCCGACGUCCAUCCCGCUGGCUCGUCGUCGUCGAGCGAUGAUGCUGCUGGGUUGCGGCUGGUCCCUUCCCGUGUCGCCAACCUUGAUGCCGCCUGGAAGUUUCUUAAUGACCAUCGAGAUGCUGCAGGUGUUGAUGCCGUUGACCUGAACGCUCUGCGCCGCCGCAUUGACUGGCACAUUGUCCCUCUCAUGUUCUUGUGCUAUACCAUGCAAUUCCUCGACAAGGUCAUCUUGAAUUACGCCGCCGUCAUGGGCCUUGCCAGUGAUCUCAGACUGAAGGGCAACGAUUUCUCCAACGUCGCGACCUUUCUCUUCGUCGGCCUUUUGUGCUUUGAGAUUCCCAACAUUUAUUUUUUGCAGGUCUUCCCUGCGGCCAAGUGGCUCGGCGUCAACGUCACUUUAUGGGGUGUUGCUACCGCUUGUGGUGCGGCUGCUCACAACUAUCAGAGUUUACUCGCCUCUCGCAUCUUCCUCGGUAUCUUUGAAGCCACAAUUGCCCCGUCUCUCAUGCUCAUCAGCAGCCAGUGGUACACAAAGUCUGAGCAGGCUCCUCGGUUCUCCUUCUGGUACCUUGGAUUGGGUCUGGGCCAGAUUAUUGGCGGCCUCGUUUCAUUUGGCUUCCAACACAUGACGCCCAAUGCCGCCCUGGCUGGGUGGCGAACAAUGUUCGUCACACUGGGAUGCAUCACCGUCGUGUGUGGUAUUUGCACUUUUCUCUUCAUUCCCGACACUCCAAUGGAGGCCAAGUGGCUCUCCAUCACCGAAAAGGCCGCCCUCUUGAAGCAUGUGAGUGUCAACCAAACCGGUAUCCAGAAUCGGAAGUUUCGCAUCAGGGAGAUUAAGGAAGCCUUGUUGGAUCCCCAGAUCUACCUGCUCCUCUUAUCCGUCAUCUUGCUCUCCAUUUCCAGCGGCGUCAUUACCACGUACUCGGCUACUCUGAUCAAAAACAUUCUCGUCGACGAGCCUCCCUCCAGGAUAUCGAAGAAGGCGGCUCUUUUGAACAUGCCAUCCGGUCUUGUCAGCAUAUUCUUCACUCUCAUGGUCGGUUAUGGUAUUCGCAAGCAGUCUCAUCGGUGGGCUUGGAUAAUUGCCUGCAUCAUACCUGCUAUCAUCGGUGGGGCUCUCAUGUCGUUUCUGCCCAAGUCGAACAAGGCCGGUCUACUUGCUGGUAUAUAUUUGGUCAAUGCCGUUGUAGCGCCGCUGGCUGUCUUUUACAACUGGACUGUUGCCAACUGCGCCGGCGCUUCUAAACGCGCCUUUGCUGCUGCCCUCGUUUCCGGUUCGUUUUCCAUUGGCAACAUAAUCGGACCGCAAACUUUCCAAGCUCGCGACGCUCCCGAUUUCCGUCCGGCUAAGCUUGCCGUCAUGGGCACGCAGGCAGGCUGCACCCUCACGACAUUCUGCCUGUUUCUGUACUACGUAUGGGCCAACAAGCGCCGCAACGAUCGCAGCAAGGAAACCGAGGAGCAGUACUUGUCCCCCGAGGUCUGGGCUACCAUGACCGACAAGGAGAACAAGCACUUUCGCUACACGUACUAG